CAAAUAGCUUUGACACGUUCUUCUUUCGAAAUUCCUAAACAAUCGUCAUCGAUCAAAUACGCGUGUAGAGAUUGAUCUUUCAACAGUGCAGGGGCAAGAGGAAUGGCGAGAGAAAAGUUUGAGAGGCCCUCUUCGGCAGCAGCACGACCACGCAGCAGCGGUAUUUGCACUUGAGAAAGUUGCUAAAAUAGUUCAAUUAGACGGAAGGCUGCGGCUGGCUCGGAAGCAUUUCCCUCCCUGGAGUCGGGGGGCAUCGUGAAAGCUCUUCGACGGCUCCUUGACACCAAUAGUGGAGUGAAGAUGAAAGAGGCGCGGCGACAAGCGAAGGAAAAUGGGCUCUGCUCUCUGCUAAUACGCUUUUUCUCUGUCUGUUUGCUUGUUUUGGCCAAUACACAUUUACUGCUAUCGGACGCGUGCAUGGAUCUAGUUGUGCUAUGAACGAAAACUCAAUUAUCCCAAUUAAUGAGCAUCCGAAAACCCACCCAAUCUCGUUGCUUCUCUCCCACCCACGCACCUGCGCGCUUUAUUUAUAAACAAGAAGUGGAGCGCCGGAGCCCUCGCGGCGGAUGAUUAAUGCGGCGACGCGCUGGUUCUCGCGCGCGGGUGCUUUAAACUUGAAAAAUGCACGGCUGCAGAAGUGCGCGAGCGUGUCUUCUCGGGGCUUUCGACUCCGGCGCUGAGGCUGCUGAUGCCAGCGGUUCGGACGACGAGGAGCGCGUCGUAGAGGGGGCAAAGAUGCGCGGAGCGGUGGUAUCGCAGUGUAGUAGUGCAGUAGCUUUUAUUCGCUAGAUUGGCCGAUUUCCCGGCUAGAGUCUGGCCGAUUCUCUUAUUAUAGACGAACGUAGAAUUUUCAUUUGGUUUCAGUUAGUUUCGAAAAAACGCUUGUAUAUUCGCUCGCGUAUUCUCGGAAAACAAUAAAACGAGAAAAGUGCAGGGAAACAAAGUUCCCGCGGCAAAGCUCAGACGUCUUGAGAGCGGAGGCGCACAAGUGGAGCACAGCUAAGCGGAAAAUGCCUAUAAAUAUUCUCACCUGAAUCUCUCUCUCUCUCUCCCUCUCUCGCUCUCUUUCGUGGAUGUCGACUUGUGAGGCUUCUUUCGCAAUUUCCGUUCCUCGCGAAGCCUCUUUAUUUUUUAACGCUUAUACGCUGUCCGUUUAUUGCCUCGAUUUCAAAACAUCUGCUUGAAGUAUUUUAGAAAAUCUGACAUGGUCAAAGUCCAUUGAGAGUUGCUGCAAUGCGCUCCGCCGAUUAUCUUCUCUCUCUCUCUCUCUCCCUCUGUCGCUCCCGUCUCUUUCAUAACUACCUGCAGCAGCAAGUCGCGAGCAACACGCGGUAUGGCCCUCAAGCCGCAUCUUUUGUCUGCCUCGCACGUUUGGCUCGGUGCUUCGCAUUUCUCGAAGUUUGCAGUCCACCGAUGGCCCGAUCGCGACUCAGAACCGGCCGAGACGCGCGGCCAGUAGCAGCAGGUGCGCACCGGCGUCCCCGACCUUGACGCGCCAAGGCCGAGCUCGCCCGGGUGCUUCGAGAAAAAAUAAUCCCCGAGUGGAUAGCCGAGCGAGGAGGUGCGUGGGUGUCUUCGAGUGUAGCAAUUAUUGGAAGAAAAUAUUAUUCCUCAAACGUCCGUCGUGUGCGGGAAUACAAGUUUGUUUUGAGAAGUGUAAUGCGCCGAUGUGCAGCAGCUGUGCCGGGAGAAGAGAAAACUGUGGUGCGCUGGCUCGCGAACUCGGUCAAGGCCGGUUCGACAGUUGUUAUUCGACUAUUUUUUAACGGUUCCUCAUUAUUUUCAGGGACAUUGACAACUUAUUUGAAUAUUAAUUUAAUUUACCAUCUAAUAUUACAGCUGCUAUUCGUUCUAUUUUAGAAGCCGCAGCGGUUAGUUUGCGUAAGCUCAAUUUCAUUAGAAAUAAUAUGAACGAGCCAUUGACACAAUUGCCGCUGCUAUUGAUGUGACCAAUCGUCGUUGUUUUCCCUUGGCCUGAGAGCUUUUGGUUUGUAGCCCACGGCCUCGCACCACGUUUCGAACCUCAAUUCUCGAUAAUUUUUGAACUUGCACGAAUUCGAAGGCUCGCGUAAUAUUGGCAAAUUUUCUGCUACAGGCGUCGGGAGAGUGAACAUUUCCAAGCGGCCGGCCGAUGCCAGGUCUCUAAAUGAAUGCCCUUGAAAUGCUCCCUCUCGUCAUCGACGUACAAUUACAAAGAGGUGUAAAUCGAACUUGCAGCGGGCGCGAAUCGUCCAGAUGAACCCGCAUCAAGCCUCGGCCCAGCAGCAGCCCGAGCUCCUCGUGACGAGCAAGCCGCCGCCGGUGCCGAGCAGCAGGAAGCGCAAGAAGAAGGCCGCCGGAGAAGCGGGAAGAGCGAUCGGCGGCUGCAGCCCAGCUUCGAGCUCGUAGUGCCCCACCACCGGGCAGCGGCGCGGCCCCGCGACCCGAACCGAAAUGGAAAGCGACGCGGGCCACGGCAGUCGUCGCACGCGCAGCGCCUCCCGCGCGUCCUCCACCUCCAGCAGCCUCGAGGUGCGCUGCGCCUGCCAGUACUACCGGAGCGACUCGCUCUUGCCGGAGCGCAGCGCCUUGGCCGCCGCCAGUACCGCUGCCUAUCAGAGCUCGCGGCCGAAUCGGCCGCUCCUGCGCAGGAUGGUGCAGACGCCGCCGGCCGGUAGGAAGAGUCAGCCGGCGCGAUGCGGCGAGCACGAGUACGAGCCGAUCGGCCAGCCGGUCAUGCGGAUGGCGAUCUCGCAGCACUCGAUGUCGGUGCGUAUGGUCGCGCCAGUGGUCAAGAUCACCGACACGGACAUGAUACCGGCGGUGGACAGCGACGACAGCAUCGACGAUCGCUACCGGUUCAAGCAACGCGCCCUCAUCCUCGAGGGCGACGUCGUCCUGCCGCUCGACGGCCGAAUCGAGGACAGCGCCAUGGAUGGGCGUAACCUCGGCGACCAGACGAUCGACACAUCGGCCGACGAGUUGGAGAGUCCGCAGCAGCCGCAGAACAGACUCGAGGAGAGCUUUCAGAUGAGCGCAACACCCGGUGCCGAGUCGAGGACCGACGCGGAGAUCAACACCAGUCAGGUGGACUCAUCGAUGAUAGAGGAGCUGCCCUUACGCCGAGGCGCUAGCGGUCUGCAGCAGCGACUGAAAACCUCCGCCGGCAAGAUCCGUUCGCGCUUCAAGAACAUCCAGAAGCCGACUUUCUCCAUGCCGCACAUGCCCCAUCGCCAGGCCAAGACCGAAAAGCCCACGACCGUCGCGGCGACGAGUACGACGACGACAGCCGAGAAACCUCCGGCUUCUCCUCGACCAGCCGACCAAAAAGCCAGUCGAAUGGAGCGUUUCCGCAUGGCAUUGCCCGAGAGGCCCAGGUUCUCCCUGCCCGACAAAUCCAAGUUCCAUUUGCCCGACCGGUCCCGGUUUCAUUUACCCGAUAGGUCCAAGUUUCAUCUGCCCGAGCGUCCCAAGUUCAACAUCGACCGAAGCAAGUUUCACAUGAAGAAGCCGAACAUUCAGCUGCCCAAGUCGCUCAGCCGUCCGAAGAGGUGCGCUUCUCAGAGGGGCUCGCUGUCGCGAGAACAGAGCCAGGCUUCGAACGCCGAUGCCUCGUCGUCCACCAGUGCCACUCGGCGCAACAUCUUCGACUUCUCCACGUACCCCCGUCCCAAGCUCUUCGAGCGCAAGUCCAAGGCGAAGGCCGAGUACGUGACCUCCUCCCCCAAGGAGUCCCGGGCCCAGUCGAGCGAGUCGUCGACUUUUCCUCGAGCCAACAGGUCGUCCUUGUCGCUCAGCGCCAGAUGGGCCCAGCGGUUCGGCGAGACGGUCAAGGGCAUCCACCACGACGACAGCGAGCCGCCAGUCGACAGGUCGAAGCCCUGGAGGCAUCCGUCCCUCGAGGAGCCUCGGCUUUCCCUGAAACCUCAGACGUCGCAGGAGGAGGAGGAGGAGGAGGAGGAGAAGCUGCCCUGGGAGAAUAGCGAGAGGAGGACCUACGACGCCGAGGACGAGGAGGAGAGCAGGGAGGCGUCGUACGGAGACAGGAGCGCAACAAAGGCACCAGAACUUUCCUUCGACAAGGAGCCAGUGAAAGACCCGCGACUGUACGACGAACAGUUGAUGACCCGCAUCGUGGCCGAGGAGCCGAAGAAGAAGGUCAGGCUCGUCGAGGAGGAUGAAGCAUCUCUGCCUGAUCCUGAGGCCGAAGACGAGCACCACACAUACCACCCGAAAGAGCUGUUCGAUGGAUCUUUUCCACCGGUAGACCCCCGUGAGUUCCGAGUGGCCAGAGAAAACUCGGUUGACUUGUCGGAGGAUGAAGGUUCAUCCAUGCGUUCGGAUCGGGAGAUCCAACAGUCGAGUGGUAGCUCCUGCGAACGGCGCAGACGAGGCGUCAUCGAAGAAAUUGAUUCGGACGAGUUCUUCCUCAGGGAGAAGGGCAUAAGUCAGGAGAACAUGCGGUUCACGCUCAUCAGCGAAAUCAGAGACGCCCUGAGGCCGCGGGUCACGGCUGAGAUCGAAGAGAUACCACCGCAGCGGCCCAAGCGCACGCGUUCGCUGCGAAAACGCCGGGACGAGUCUGUCGAGUCCUACGACGCCACACCUCCACCAGAAAAGCCAAAACGCGAGCGCAGUUCUCUGCGCCAAAGUCGAGAGUCCUUCCAUACUCAGCCGUCCCUGGAAAGAGUCAACAGUCUGUCGCGACACAGGAUUGUCUAUCAGACGGAGACAGCGCCGAUGUUGCAGACCAAGGACGAUAUGGCUAGCGAGCCUCUGGAUGAUAUAGUGGUGGUGAAACCGGCAAGGAGAAAAUCGAGGAGCUCGUUAAGAAGUACGAGUCAGAGCAGACUGCCACCAGAGGAGCAGAACAUCGUUUUGGCGCCCAUGCAGCAGUCGAUGACGAGUGAGAUUCCGACACAGGUCCCGGUACCCCCCGUGCCACGUAGGAGGAAGAGAUUGAGGCGGGAUAACACCAAUCAGUCAUCUAGUCUGAGCGUAAGAACAAGCGAUAGUGCGCUUUGCAAUGGCUUCCACGAUACCGGUUCCCUUCGUCACUCGCACGAACGCAUCCCCCCAACACCACCACCGACACCUCCACCUCCAUCUCAUCCGGAUGAACUGGAUUACAUCGAACCAGCGGCGGCUCCAGUAACCUCUCAUCCACCACCUGUUCCUCCAAAACGCACGCGGUCGCACUCGCGGACGGCGAGUCUAGCGCCGGAGGACGACCGUACGUCCCACGGAGCUGAGUCGCUGCCAGGCGACUUCGGAUAUGCCGACGAGGACGACAUACCCGUCAUUCCCCGGGACUCGUCGUCGCGCGAGCCCAGUUUGCCGGGGUACGCGGUUAUAGAAAAGAGGGAGAAACCACCCAGACCACCACCGCCCAGGAGAAAGAGGCAGGAUAAGUUUGCCACGGCACCGAGACCGUCCAAGAAUGGAGGACCCAAAAGGCCGCUGAGGGCUUAUAGUACUUUAAGGCCGGCCAAGUCUGAUACAAUCAGGAAAUCGGUCGAAUCAAUACCGUUCAUGGACGCCGAUUACUCGCUCCACGACCGAGAGCCACAGCCAGUCCACAACGACGACGACGACGACGACUUCCACAAGGAUCUGCGGAGUGGCGAGGUUCUCAGCAAAAUGCAAGGACGACCCUUACCAGCACCUCCUCGUCCUCCUCGGCACCGUCGCGUCGAUCGCCAUACUCGUCGAAGUCUACCCCGCGAAAUAACCCCAGAUUUCUCAGAAACGGUGGCUUCGACACAAACCGAUCCUCUACCUGACGACCUAGUUAUAGAGGAGGAGAUUACAAGUGCCAAGCUCGUGGUAACCCCAUCGCGACACGGCUCCAGUCAGGUAUUGAUCAGCACCGAACGCGUUCCUAGCCCCACCAACGGCAGCUACAAAAGCCUCAGCAGUGGUGAGCCAAAGACGCCGCCUAUACCGCCAUUGCCUAGCAGUGUGCAGCAGAGGGAUCCUGUCAGAACGCAAGCUAAAGACACAAAUGAAAGCGACUACAGAGUGCCGUCCUCCGGCGAACCCAGACGACUGGAUCCAUCUCAACUGGAGAUGCUGCGAUCGGCUUUAUUUUCUUCGGAGGGACCCCUUAGAAUACCAAGCUUAGAAGUGGGCGAUCUAAAGGUCGAACGGUUAACGGUCUCACAGUUGGAAGCCUACAAGGUUGCAGCUUCUGAAAUCGAUGCCAUCGUAGUAUCUGCGACGGAACUGUCGAACAGGGGUGAUACCGAGGGCGGCAUUCAUCCCUCUCUGCUGCAGGAACUCAUAGCAAUAAGGAAUCAAUUAGAAGCGGUGGCGGCAUCACAACCACAGUCGCGUCCCCAGUCUGCAAUGGAGGACGCCUGUACGGCUACCAGCAACGAGAGAAUCGAUAUGCCAUUGGAAGAAUCGAGCAGAGCUGCUGAGAGGAGACGAUCAUUCACCAGGGAGAGGUCGCCUUUGCUGGUUGUUGAACAAUCACUUUCCGGACAAGAGGCUACGAAAGAGAUGGGUCGCACCUCAUUUCCGCUGUCCGGUUCCACCACUGACUUGACGCUCGUGGCUUCCGACAGUCCUAGUGUCAGCGAAGUCACGACGACAUUCAUCAGCACUGAGGCUACUGAAGAACCAGUGAUAACGAUCACGGAAGCCCCAGUCGUUCAACCUUCCCUAGACAUCGCAACGGACGACAAACUGUCGAGCCCCCGCACGACCUCACCUGAAUCCCGCCUCACGAGAUCUUCGUCCCCAUCAAGAUCUAGGUCGUCGUCCCCGAGUCGCGGUCGUCCGGGUGUCGUGCGUCAGACGGCCUCACCGGUAAAGUCCCUACCCCCCGUGAUAUCGGUAACGCCCGAUAACAUAGUCACGCCUACGAGCACAUUACCCACGGGCGACAACGAUAACAACAUGCCACUCAGACACGUAACAUCCAGUGGAGUCCAGCCACAACGUGCUGUUAUAUCGUACCAAUCCUCUAACGAGCCCGCCACGACCCCGUCGUCGUUACCCCCGUCUCGCGAGACAUCCCAAUCCCCACCGCCCCCUGUGACGAGACUAGCGAGGGAGUCCUCUAGGUCACCCCCACCACCAUCAUCGCCCCCGCAAGCACCUACUCGAGACCCCGACGUUCAGACCCGGUUCAUAGCCUUUCCCACCUCACAGAUCCCGGCCUCGUUCUUUGCGUUGGCCGACCCGCCAUUGUCAUCGUCGGUCACUGACCAACAACAACAUCAACAGCGCCGCGACGUAGAGGUAGAACCGAGCAUUGCGGACAUGAGCGGGCAGUUGCUCAGGGCCCUCAGGCACGCCGGAACUCGAUCACUCAGGCAUUUUGUCGAUUCUGUAGUUUCUAGAUUCGCCAGUCCAGACGAAGUCGAAGAGACCGGAGUGACCUCCGCAGCUGGAGCGUUGAGCGAGGAGAAGGUACGCCGGAUUGAGCUGGCUAUGUGCGCACUGCUCAUUCUCAUUGCCGGGCUAAUCAUCAUGUGCAUCUGCACGCCAAGGACAGUCACGCACCACCACCACUGGGACUAUUUCAAUCCGCCGCAGUGACGAUGGCUGAACGCCACCGUCUCUGCAACUGCGGGCCCAAUCUGUAAGUAUGGGAGCGGGGUGGGGGCUGAUGCCGACUAACAAGAGCGGGGGUAGGAUAGACCGUACAGAGAACUGUGUUUUAACCCUUUGUGUUGCUCGUUUAGGAUAAUUUUAACCUGGGAAAUGUUACAGUUUUUGAAUUUAUCGCAGUGAAGUUUAUUGGAGUAAUAUUGCUGAUAUUUAGUAAUAACUCGUAUCGCGAUCCAUCCGUUUUAAAAAAGAUUGCCCAUUUCUGUAGCUUCACUGCGACAAAUUCGAAGAAUCCAUAAGCAUUUGACUGUCUUCGUUAAAAACUGCAAUCUGCAUAAUAUACACGUUGUUUUUUUUUUUAACUCUGAUAAAUGGAAAAAAAUCAAAUUAUAAUUUCUGUAAAGUCGUCUGACAAUCAUGGAAUGAUCAAUCGCAACCUUUUUUCCGCACGAUCAUAUCGAACAUAAAUGUAUGAAUGUUCUGAUAAAUGAGUUUUUACCCAGCAAUGUAUCACAGCUAAAUCCAUUUCACCAAAACUAAUUAGCAACGAUUCCUUCAUUGUGCUGUGUACGUCGUUUUCAUGAUAAUAAUUAGUUUUAAUCAUUAUCGAGCAUAGUCGUAACAUACAUCCUGUAAAGAGAAUGAACUAAUGUUUGAAGAAUAGAAACCGAUGAAAUUAUACAAGGAUUUGCUGCAUCUUCUAAAUCAUGUUAACGGUCGAAUGCGCAAUUCAAAGGGUUAAAAAAUGCGCUAUAAGAAGAAAUGUUUAUAUUUUCAAAAUCUUGAAGCACCAUUUUCCACUCGGGAAAGUUUUCGAUACGUUUAUCUUCGCGGCAUUAUCGUUGCACUUUAUUGUAUUGACUUUGUUUUUGUAUAUGAAAAUUAUAGAUUUCUACGCAUUAUUGUUAUCGACCUAUGACAUUAUUGUUGAAACUUGUUAAACAAAUUUUAAUAAAAACUGUGAAUGUUUUUGAAA
Molecule: messenger RNA, 8515 nt
Organism: Nasonia vitripennis (jewel wasp)
Lineage: Eukaryota; Metazoa; Arthropoda; Insecta; Hymenoptera; Pteromalidae
Product: titin
Exons: 13
Coding region: 2434-7527 (1697 amino acids)
Source: RefSeq, a predicted model, not a curated record